AGCCAAUCCGGAAGCUGUUAGGGUUGUGUGCAUAGUCCACUUGGCGAUGAAAAGGCCAGGCUCUGGCUCUUUCCUGCCGGAUGUCAGGAGGGGAAAGAGGGGUCUUGGUCCUCAAGGUCUCCUGGGAGCCUUAUUUCGCCCCUCCCAGGAUAAGUCAUCUCUCCUUCACUUCUGACCAGUGUUAACCUCAUUCUGGUUAAAUCACGGUGUCCCCCAGUCUCCGUAUGUAAGAUGAGAAAAUCAGGGCUAGGAGUAAUUUGUCCAGGCUCGUGUUUUGUUUUGUUUUUGGUUGUUGUUUUCUUCCAGUCCCCGUCCACCUCCUCCAUUCUCUUUGUUUGAACAAGUCCCCUCACCCCCACCCCCGACUUUUCAUUCACUAUGUAGUGGGGUGCACUUUUCUGACAGUGAGCCUUCUCUGGCCUCUAACUUCUGCAAGACCCUUCCCAAGUGCAAGCAAUUCUGUGGGCCCCUCCUGCCUUGAGCAUUCUCUCAGGUGCGCUAAGGUUCCUGGAAGAAUGGCCCUAGAAGAAGCCCGAAUUUGUAGGAGCUGGGCCUGCUUAGCUCCUAUGGUCUCUGGCUGGGCCCCUUCCACUCCUACUAUAGACUUUUCUGUGAUUCUGGAUGGUUCCCUGUCCCUGCCUCCGGACAUUGCCUGCUAAUCCCUUUUUUCCCAAAGAGGAGCCCCACCUCCUUAGAACAAGGGGCUGGCCUGUGCUAUUUCUGGCCUUUCUGGGACUCUUCUGACAGCAGAUUCUUGUUUUCAGUCUGAUUCAGAUGUGAAACUUUUCCCGCAGCCUCUCACCCAGUUCCUGUGGGCUAGGUCUCUGUCUCAUCACCCUUCUAGCCAGGCCCUUUCUGUUCCCUGUUCACAAAGUGCUCUCUGGUCAGUUUCUCAGUUUUGCUGGGAUCUGGAAGAGGAAGUUGGGGGUUCAAGAGGGAGUUGUUCCCCAGUAGGGGCCCUUGUGCCCUGGGGUCAGCCUUUUAAUACUUUGAAGUAGGGAACUUUGAUUUCCAUGGCAAACCCUGUUCCUGUCCAAAGGAGUCACCUCCAGGGCCCCAUCCUCAGGCUGCGCUACAUGGUGAAGCAGUUGGAGAAUGGGGAGGUUAACAUCGAAGAGCUGAAGAAAAAUCUGGAAUACACAGCUUCCCUGCUGGAAGCUGUCUACAUUGAUGAGACAAGGCAAAUCCUGGACACUGAAGAUGAGCUUCGGGAACUUCGGUCAGAUGCUGUGCCUUCAGAGGUUCGAGACUGGCUGGCCUCCACCUUCACCCAGCAGACCCGAGCCAAAGGUCGCAGGGCAGAAGAGAAACCCAAGUUCCGAAGCAUUGUGCAUGCUGUGCAGGCUGGGAUCUUUGUGGAGCGGAUGUUCCGGAGAACAUAUACCUCUGUGGGCCCCACGUAUUCUACUGCAGUCCACAACUGUCUCAAGAACCUGGACCUCUGGUGCUUUGAUGUCUUUUCCUUGAACCGGGCAGCUGAUGACCACGCUCUGAGGACUAUUGUUUUCGAGUUGCUGACUCGGCAUAGCCUCAUCAGCCGCUUCAAGAUUCCCACAGUGUUUCUGAUGAGUUUUCUAGAGGCCUUGGAGACAGGCUACGGGAAAUAUAAGAAUCCUUACCACAACCAGAUCCACGCAGCUGAUGUGACCCAGACUGUCCAUUGCUUCCUGCUUCGCACAGGCAUGGUGCACUGCUUGUCAGAGAUUGAGGUCUUGGCCAUCAUCUUUGCUGCAGCCAUCCAUGACUAUGAGCACACAGGCACAACCAACAGCUUCCACAUCCAGACCAAGUCGGAAUGCGCCAUCCUGUACAAUGACCGAUCGGUGCUGGAGAAUCACCACAUCAGCUCUGUUUUUCGAAUGAUGCAGGAUGAUGAGAUGAACAUUUUUAUCAAUCUCACCAAGGAUGAAUUUGUAGAGCUGAGGGCCCUGGUCAUUGAGAUGGUGUUGGCCACAGACAUGUCCUGCCACUUCCAGCAAGUGAAGUCUAUGAAGACAGCCCUGCAGCAGCUGGAGAGGAUUGACAAGUCCAAGGCCCUAUCUCUUCUGCUUCAUGCUGCUGACAUCAGCCACCCAACUAAGCAGUGGUCAGUCCAUAGCCGCUGGACCAAGGCCCUAAUGGAAGAGUUCUUCCGCCAGGGUGACAAGGAAGCAGAGCUGGGCCUGCCCUUCUCUCCACUCUGUGAUCGCACUUCCACAUUGGUGGCCCAGUCCCAGAUAGGUUUCAUUGACUUCAUUGUGGAGCCCACCUUCUCUGUGCUGACUGAUGUGGCAGAAAAGAGUGUCCAGCCCUUGACAGAUGAUGAUUCCAAGUCUAAAAGUCAGCCCAGCUUCCAGUGGCGCCAGCCUUCUUUAGAUGUGGACGUAGGAGACCCCAACCCUGAUGUGGUCAGUUUCCGCUCCACCUGGACCAAGUACAUUCAAGAGAACAAACAGAAGUGGAAGGAACGGGCAGCGAGUGGCAUCACCAACCAGAUGUCCAUUGAUGAACUGUCCCCCUGUGAGGAAGAAGCCCCAUCCUCCCCUGCAGAAGAUGAGCACAACCAGAAUGGGAAUCUGGAUUAGGGAACUGGGGGCUGGCCAGGUCCUCACUGAGUUCAAAGUCUUCGAUGUCAUUAGCACUAUCCAUCAGGACUGGUUCCCCCAUCUGCUCCAAGGGAGUGUGUUGGUUGUGGUAGAGACAUCCCAUCUGAGAGCCAAAUGUUGGAGCGGGUGGGGUGUGGGAAGGGCCCCUCCCCACCCACAGGCCCCCAGUGGUCACUGUGCCCAACCCUUGCCUCUGGACUCCCUCCUUGGCCAGGUGGCCACUUGGGAGGAGUAAGCUCCCUGUAGGCUUCCUACAGUUUGGAGGGGAGGGUCAGAGAUGCCAGCCCCCUGGGCCCUCCCCAUCCUUCUUGCCUCCAAGUUUCUAAGCAAUACAUUUUGGGGGUUCCCUCAGUCCCCCACCCCAGAUCUUAGCUGGCAGGUCUGGGUUUUCCUUCUCUUCCCUGAAAAAGGGCCAGAAUAGGACAGGAAGCUGGCAGUUUUCAAAGCCCUACAUGGGAAGAGCAGGUGUCCCUUCAAGUUCCUUCCUAGGAUGAAGAGGGGGACAUCCUCUUGACCCCAUACUUGCACUUCUUCAGCCCCAUUCCCUCGCAAAUUCUCCCUCUCCUGUGCCUAGACAGUGGCUGGGAGAGGAGAGGAGCCAUUGGGAUUCUGUCAGAGGAAAGUCUUUCCUGGAGUCCUUAAGAACUUGGGGAUGGUCUGGGCUUGAGGGGCUUGUUACCUGCUCUAGCUGGGUUUUUGGCCCUUUGCCUCCUUCCUGUCCCUAGGAACUAGAAAGCCCUCAUCCGACCAAUGUCUGUAAAUGCUCUGAGGUCUUCUUUCAGGAUGUAUCUUAUGAGCAAAGGAAGGAGAGAACAGCUAGCCCCAGUGCAAGCAGGGUGAAGUAUUACCCAGUAAUCCAUGUUGUCACAGUGCAGGCCCUUCCUGCCUUCCUUCUCCCAAAACUGGCCCACUAAGAGAUUCCUCUCCCCUGGGCCCCUGGUGGGUGGAAGGCAGAUGGGAAGGGGCUCAGGGCGGUUGCAACUUGGAGCACCCAGAGCGAGUGCAGCCAGGUAAAGCCUCUUUCUGUUCUCAGGCUCCUUGCCCCACCUCACCCCAGAUAAGGCCAAGUCCAGGUGACUGCCUCCUCCUCUCUUGUAAAUACAUGCAUUUGUACAGUGGGCCCUGUUCUUGUGAAGUCCAUCUCCAUGGUCAUUAGACCUGCCACUCUGAACUGCAUGUGACUCCCCCAUGCUCUUGGUCUCCCAGGCCCCUGCUAUAGCCAGAGAUAAAUAAAGAAGGGAGACAAGCUA
Arvicanthis niloticus (Nile rat) is the source of this 3835-nucleotide messenger RNA. It is a transcript of the gene Pde1b, whose product is annotated as phosphodiesterase 1B. NCBI's taxonomy places the organism in Eukaryota, Metazoa, Chordata, Mammalia, Rodentia, Muridae. Gene Ontology annotation, biological process: signal transduction. The record is from RefSeq and is a predicted model, not a curated record. Gene Ontology annotation, molecular function: 3',5'-cyclic-nucleotide phosphodiesterase activity.